Molecule: messenger RNA, 882 nt
Organism: Colletotrichum higginsianum IMI 349063
Lineage: Eukaryota; Fungi; Ascomycota; Sordariomycetes; Glomerellales; Glomerellaceae
Product: Galactonate dehydratase
Exons: 4
Coding region: 1-882 (293 amino acids)
Source: RefSeq, a predicted model, not a curated record
AUGGCCGUCCAGCAGAAUCCCGGCGAGGAGUGUACCGUCCUGCACAUGCUCGGAAGAAAGGAGCUGAUGUACAAGCUCAAAUAUUCGCCGGUGUACUUCCCUGUAGUCGGCUAUGGUCCAUGUCCCGGUAUCGCGUCACAAGCUUUCGUUUCGACGCCUCCGCUUGGCGAUAGAGAAGUUCUUGCCCACUUCGGGAUUCCCAACACCGAUGGCCCCAAACAAAAGCAUUGGAUACUCCCGCGCGCGUCUCCUCGCUGGCUCUUUGUCAAGAUCACCGACGAGGAGGGCAACUAUGGAUGGGGCGAGGCCAUUCUCGAGGACCAUAUUCAGGCGGUCGAGGGGUGCCUCAAGUUCCACAAGAGCCAGUUCACCGCCGGCAUGGACGCCGAAAGUGCCGUCUUCAUGAGCGCCCUGUCUGGCGUCGAUUGCGCUAUGAGGCCUCAAGGCCCGACGUCUCUCGCGUGGGGGGUUAUCUCGGAGAUGCGCCGCAUCGCGGCCAUGUGCGAGGCCUACGACGUCUCGACAGCGACCAGCGUCCCAGGUCGCCACUCCAUGCCCAACUUUUACGUCCGGGAGAUGAUCCUCGGUAUCCACUACAACGCCUUGCUCGGCGGCGAGGACCUCACGACCUACAUCAGAAACCCGAACGGUGGAGCCCCGUCGACGGCUGCAUCGACAUCCGGAGGGGUCCUGGUCUGUGGAUCGAGACGGACGAGGAAAAGGUGCACGCGCUGUCGAAGAAUUGCGAGAUCUGGGUCACGCCGAGCUUCAACGGCCCAAGCGGGGAGAUCCGAGAGCGGUGAAUUGCGAUCGAGGGAUGCGUACGUAUGGCGUAUUUCUCAUACUGUAGUUCGGGUCUCGAGAGAUGAAGACUUUCGGUAA